AUGAAUAAAGAUGAUGUUAUAAAUUUCUUAUAUCCCACAUCUGAAGAAGAAAAACCUAAAGAACCUGAUGUUUUCCCUGAAUAUUAUGAAGAACGAAUUAAAGAUGAUGAUGAAUAUGAUGAAAUUGAAAUUGAAAGACUGGAAAAAAUAAGAGAUGAAAUAGAUGAAAAAAUUAAGGAAUUAAGAGAAGUUGAAAAAUAUAAUGAAAAUGAAGUAGAGGGUUUAAUGAAUAUCCCAGCUUCAGAAUCAGCAGUUCAGAAAUCUCAUGAAGAAAGAUAUAAAAAUUAUGUCUCAGAAUCAACACAAAAUUUAUUAGAUGGCGAAAUAGAUGAAACACUUUCAGAAGAAGGUACUAAAUUUAUACGUAAACAUAAGUUACAAUUUAUUGAUAAUGAAGAAUACCCUUGUAUCUUACUUUCACCCCCUCUCGAUUCUGAGAAAUUCAAAAAAGCUCUUAAAAACGUGACAUAUGCAACUAAUACGAUUAAGAAAGAAGAUCAUGAUAUUUACACAAAUUAUUAUUUAAAUAAAUGCACAGGUGUUGAUAAAGUUUUUGAUUUAUUAGAUAAAAUAUCAAAAGAAACCAUUGGAACAUAUAAAAUUUG
Molecule: messenger RNA, 605 nt
Organism: Trichomonas vaginalis G3
Lineage: Eukaryota; Parabasalia; Trichomonadida; Trichomonadidae
Exons: 1
Source: RefSeq, a predicted model, not a curated record